ACACCAUCGAAGAAGAAAAAAGCGGAAGUUGGCAAGGCUUCAAGACAAGAGAAGUUGUGAGACGGCGACUCGGUCAAAUCAAACGAGGAAAUGGCUUCGUGCGAGGAGAACGAGCGACAACAAGAACAACUGGAAGUUGCUGGCAAGAGUCACAUCGCGUUCUACAACCAAGACAUCCAGCAGCUGAUUGUCCAUCAUGAAGAAGUGGCCCCUCGCUCCAGUUUCGAGCAGGAGGAUCCUCGGCCGCUUUGCAUUAAGGAGGAUGAAGAUCCACUGCCGCUCACCUUUCAAGAGGAAGAAACCGAGGAACAGCAAACUCAUGUUGAAGGCAAAGCGGAGGAGUCGCCACCACUGCGUAUUAAAGACGAAGACAAGACGUAUGAUGUCAGCAAGUUGCCGUCGACCGUCAUCAAAGACGAACCACCCAAGCAGGCAAAGUGUCAUCAUCCUCGUCGAAAGGGAGAUUGCUGUGGAGGGCCGUCGCCGUACAAACUCUUAGCUCCGCUGUCGGACAGCGACGACAUGGAGAGUGACGCAAACUUCGAAGCUGACGACAAACAGUCCAACCAUCGAGCAGCUUCGCAAACACUUGGAAAACGUUUGACCUGCUCAGAAUGUGGCAAACCCUUCACAUCAACCCUGGGUAGCCACACAUCAUCGCACAUGAACGAAAAACAUCUCUGUUGCCCUUUGUGUGUGAAAACAUUCUCUUUUAAGACACAAGUGGCACAACACAUGAGAAUCCUCACUGGGCAAAAACCGUUCUGUUGCUCCGUUUGCAGUAAAACGUUCUCCAAUCAGUCCAAUAUGGUAAAACACAUCAGAACGCACACAGGAGAAAAACCCUACAGUUGCUCAGUGUGCGGUAAGAAAUUCUCCCAAACGUCGCACAUGGUCACACAUAUGAAAAUUCACACAGGAGAAAAGCCUUUUGGUUGCUCCAUUUGUGGUAAACGAUUCAUACUGAAGCGAACCAUGUUAUCACACACGAGGAUACACACGGGAGAAAAACCUUUUAGUUGUUCAGUUUGUGGUGAAGCGUUUUCUCAAAUGCGUCAACUGGGGCAACACAUGUCCGCGCACACAGGGGAACACCCCUUCACCUGUUCCGUUUGUGCAAAAACAUUCACUCAAAAGGCAAAUCUGGUAUCACACAUGCGAACACACACAGGAGAAAAACCUUUCUGUUGCCCAGUUUGUGGCAAAACAUUCUCCAAUAAGUCCAACAUGUCAAAACACAUGAGAACGCACACAGGAGAGAAACCCUUUUGUUGCUCAUUGUGCGAUAAAACAUUCUCUCAAACGUCACACAUGGCAACGCACAUGAAAAUGCACACAGGGGAAAAAGCUUUUUCUUGCUCACUUUGUGAGAAAAGAUUUACUCUGAAGCGUAGUAUGGUUGCGCACAUGAGAACGCACACAGGUGAAAAACCCUUUCGCUGCCUAAUUUGUGGAAAAGCAUUCUCUCAGAAGCGGCAACUGGUGCCGCACAUGAAAACACACACGGGAGAAAAACCCUUUUGUUGUUCAUUCUGUGAUAAAACAUUCUCUCAGAAGUCACACAUGGUGUCACAUGUGAAAAUACACACAGGAGAGAAACCUUACAGUUGCCCACUUUGUGGUCAAACAUUCAUUCAAAAACGUAGUUUGGUAUUACACACAAGAACGCACACUGGGGAAAAACCCUUUCGUUGCACCUUGUGCACAAAGACGUUCUCUCAUAAGUCCUGCGUGGCAUCACACAUGAGAAUACACACGGGAGAAAAACCCUUUCGUUGCUCAGUGUGUGACCAGUCCUUCAUUCAAAAACAUAGUCUGACAUCGCACAUGAGGACGCAUACAGGAGAAAAACCAUUCAAUUGCUCCGUUUGCGGUAAAGCAUUCUCUCAAAAGCCACACCUGGCAUCACACAUGAGAACGCACACAGGAGAAAAACCUUUUGGUUGCUCAGUUUGUGGUAAAACAUUCACCCACAAGUCCAACAUGGUCAAACACAUGAGAACACACACAAGAGAAAAAAGCUCGGUGAAAGUUGCGCUCACGGGGCCGAUUUGACUGUACGCAUACGGACAUGAAACAACUGCAAGUGAAUGUUCCUAAAAGUGUAUGCAAGAUUGCUACAACAUACAUUACAAUGUUAUAGUAUAUAUAACUAGCAAUAGCACUAGUUAUCUAGCAAUAGUGCUUUGGUGAUUUUCCAAGUGUGGUACGCAAGCUCCCUCUGGUGGUAGAUGACAGAAUCACUGAAUUCAAUACAAAUAAAAUAUAUUAAAAAUAUUAGAAUGUUAU
Syngnathus typhle (broad-nosed pipefish) is the source of this 2289-nucleotide messenger RNA. Its product is annotated as gastrula zinc finger protein XlCGF57.1-like. The transcript has 3 exons. Bases 91 to 2055 code for a protein of 654 amino acids. The record is from RefSeq and is a predicted model, not a curated record. Lineage: Eukaryota; Metazoa; Chordata; Actinopteri; Syngnathiformes; Syngnathidae.